Molecule: messenger RNA, 1535 nt
Organism: Daldinia caldariorum
Lineage: Eukaryota; Fungi; Ascomycota; Sordariomycetes; Xylariales; Hypoxylaceae
Product: RCC1/BLIP-II
Exons: 1
Coding region: 281-1399 (372 amino acids)
Source: RefSeq, a predicted model, not a curated record
GAUUCCAGAAUUUGGGUGGAGCUUAAGCUUGGACCCAUAUGGAUCCACUGCACCUAAUUAUGUGGGGGCAUUUGAGCUCGGAACUGGAUACAUAUGGUCCGAGACAACUGUGGCUUAUGACUAGUACAUGAUACUAGUUUCAGCCACAUAGCCACAUUUCAUUCCUUCAAGAAUUGAAUAUCCAAACUGGAAGAAUCCAUGCUGCGUCAAACUACAUGAAAUAGUGUCAUAUUCGGGAAAUACGCGAGUGAAAGAGGCUUUAAGCCGUGUAUAAGCCAUCAUGGAAGGUCUCUUCGCACUCGGCUCCAACGGUUCCGGCCAGCUCGGGAUAGGCCACCAAGAGGACGUAUCAGUUCCGAAGCAAGUCGAAUUUGCGAAUGAAGUCCCCAAGGACCCCGUUGUGGCGAUCGCAGCAGGGGGAAACCACACAAUCUUAGUUACGGAACUAGGGAAGGCUUUCUGGGCCGGAGACCCUUCGAGCGGCGCCUGUGGGAUCGUGGAAGAUGCUAAGGAUACGAAAGCAUCGAGGUUUCAGGAACUAAUCCUCUCUACUUCUGAAAAUCUCGGCCCCGUUGCUCACGUUGCUUGCACAUGGGAUGCGUCUGUAUUCGUGGUUAGAGACGGCUGUAACAAAGCUACACAAGUGUAUGUAUGCGGGGUCCCUGACGUAGGAGCUACUGCUAUAAGUUCGGGAUCUGAUUUACGUCCGACUCUACUCAAAGACUUCCCCCCAUCCGGCACUGAGAUUCAAAAUCUAGCUGCAGGCUUUAGACAUAUUGUUGCUGUAUUGGACAAUGGAGAUGUCUAUGGUUGGGGUAACGGGCGCAAGGGCCAGCUUGGAGAUCUGGGCGACGCAACUGAUUCCAAGGGUGUAGUACGCCACCCGCAUAAACUUGGCGGUACUCCCUUCAAGGUGGCUAAGGCCGUCUGUUGUCAAUAUACAACUUGUCUCAUCAGCGAGCCUGGUGAUGGCCGGAUACUUGUGCUGGGGGCAGACAAAUGGGAACUGAAAAGUGCCGCUCCUGCUGAAAUACCCGAUUGGAAUAUGAUCAGUGCAAGCUGGGGAGGCAUUUAUAUUUUACAGCGAAAUGGUACGGUAAUCGCAUGGGGUCGAAAUGAUCACGGACAGUUGCCACCUCCGGGAUUACCAAAACUGGACCGCAUCGUUGCUGGCAGCGAGCAUAUUCUCACAGUGACUGAAGAUGGAGACGUAUUAUCGUGGGGUUGGGGAGAGCAUGGAAAUUGCGGACCACAAACCGAGAAAUUUGGCGAUGUCAAAGGGCGAUGGAACGUGCUCGCGUCAUUGAAACAUUUACCAGAGGGAUCUCAGAUUACGACCAUCGGAGCUGGGUGUGCUACAAGUUGGAUUAAUAUCACAGCAGAUGGGUUAUUUCUUUAAUUUACUAACUUCUAUGGUUAGACUUCUGGUACAUGUUCGUACCAGGUAGAUAGCUAGAGCUUCGACAUCAAAACUCUAGCCGCGACGAGCAUAAAAGUGAUGCUAUCUUGCAGGCCUCUAAUCGUCGAAAAGUCCG